Messenger RNA from Macrosiphum euphorbiae (potato aphid), 1374 nucleotides. Lineage: Eukaryota; Metazoa; Arthropoda; Insecta; Hemiptera; Aphididae. The record is from the annotation of a GenBank genome assembly.
AUGUCUAAAUUAAAUAAGAGUUUGGUUUGCUUAUGCGGAAAACAAAAAUCCAAUUUAAAUGAUACCAAUUGGAAAAGACACAUAAGUGCAUGUAAAAUAGUGGUUGAAAGGUCACAAGUUUCAAAAAGUAUUUCAACAUUCUUUGUUAAAAAACGAGACAAUUUGUUGGCGAGGCAUCAACAUCAGGAAAAAGUAAAAGAAAAAAAAGCACACAAUGUGGAUAGAACCACGAAUAAAAAUUCUAUUGGCGUUCAUGUUACAGAAGCUGAAGAGAUUGCAAAUCUAGAACUGCCGAGCAUGGAGGCAAAUGAAUAUGCUGAUGUUAUUCUGGAAGUCUUGCAAGAUGAUGUUGCUGAACUAGAAGAUUGUUAUGAAGAUCAUACUACCAAUGAAGUUGAAAAAAAUAUUAAAAAUAUUAUUAGCGAAAAAGUGUUGAACACUGAUGUUACAAUGAUAGAAGAUUUGUUUAAUGAUGAAAAUACUACAAAUAAAACUGUUAAUGAUUAUGGACACAUUUCCAAUGAUCCAGUCAGCUUUUGUCGCUCAAGGCCAUUUUCACAUGAUGUUAUUGAAUAUCUUAUAAAAAAAGGACCCUUUCAGCCCACUGAGGAUGAUUUGGUAAAUUGUGAAUUUCCAAAAGAUAAUUCUGGUCGGUCAUUCCAUGCAUCAUGGUACUGGAAAGAUGUACCGGGUUGUGCUCCAGUCAAACUUCAGUGUAUUCUUGCUCCAGUAAAUCAAAUUUUCCAAAAAUCUGAUUUAGACUUGUUAGCAGCUGUGAAUUGCAUUGAAGAAACUCGUGAAUCUAUUCGAAAACUUCGUUGCAAUACAGUUUUUAUGGACAUUGUUAAAGAAAUGGAAUAUUUUGAAUCUUCUUCGACAUUUUGUUUUACUAAAUUAAAAGAAUCUCGCAUUAGGGGAAAAAAAUUAAUGCCAGGUGAAACAUCUCAAGACGACUCAAUUCAAGAUCCAUUGCAUAACAUAAAAAAACGAUUAAAAGAAGUUUUUAAUAAUACAAGUAAAUUACCUACUGAUGCAUUUUAUAAUUUUGCAAAGAUUUAUAAUUCUUUUAUAAAUCAAAAUGAACUUAUUAAAGAAUACUUACAUUUUUCUAAAGUAUAUUUCAACUUUGAAUUGACUUCAAAUCUUCCAAAAACAUUCCAUGAAAACAAUCUUGAAAGUUAUGAUAGCCAAGAUGACUGUGAUAGUGAAGACUUUGAAAAUAUUGAAGAUGAAAAUUCAAAAGAAAAAAAUAAUUUAUCAAGUAUUUCAACUGUUUAUGACGUAUUUGUAGCUGGAGACAUAAAAUGUGACACCAAUGCUAUCAUUAACAAAUUUGCAUCUCAUGGGAACCUUAUAAAUGAAUUUAAUGCUUGA